This is a messenger RNA of Prorocentrum cordatum, 2775 nucleotides long. NCBI's taxonomy places the organism in Eukaryota, Dinophyceae, Prorocentrales, Prorocentraceae. The record is from the annotation of a GenBank genome assembly.
AUGGCGGCUGCUCUUCAGCAACACGGGGGGCCCGGGGGAGCUGGGGGCGACGGCGCUGCACCUGGCGCUGACCUUUCCACCCAAGCUCGAGCAAUCAAGUACAGGAAGUGCCACACGGCGUUCGAGCGAUACCCUGGCACCCCAAUGGGAAUGCACAUGCUGGACAAGAUCAAGCAAGACUCCUUGGUUCGUGCAGGCGUGCAAGCGGAGUUCUUCGACCCGGCUGGCCGCCGCCUCAUCGUCCCACACGAGCUAAACGUUCGGAAGAACAACAUCCAGAUACAGCGCUUCAAGCGAAGCAUCCUGAAGUACGGGAACAUUCAAGGGGUCCGAGGUGGCGCGAUUGCUGUGCUGUCUUCGGCUCCAGGCGAGAGCAAUGGGAUCCCCCCGUGGAGAAUGCUUACCUAUGGAUCAGUCUCUCGCGCCGUGUACUUGGCGGUGGACGAGAACACGACGGAUCCUGUCCAGAAGAAAAACGUCGAGGCUACGUUGUCGGCGGGCCUUGUCCUCGAUGAGUACGAGAGCGCCAUGCCGAUCGACUGUGUGGAGCACAUCCGCGACUUUUACAACACCUUCCACGGAGGGGUGGGGAUAACCUUCCUCGAAAUCAUCGACAAAGUUGAGACUGCGGACUCGGAGUGGAAGCAGCUGUCCGACUUCCUUGACAAGCACUACAAGGAGAUCUACGAUACCCGGGGGCUCUUCUUGGCGGCGCGCAGCUUGAUGAACACGUUGAAGAAGCUGGGUAAUAUGUGGCCCAAGUUCCAACAUAUUCUUGGAGACGAGUGCGAUUUCCUUGCCCCCGGCUUGAAUCACAAGAUGAUGCUCAAAAUGCUGCACUACUGGAGCACGCAGGUGGCUAAGUUGAUUGGAACAGUCCACUGGUCCACCGAGGACCUCGCCAGAUUGUUCAUCCAGGGCGCCAGGUUCAUCUUCCCGACCGAGGACUGCCAGAAUUGGCUCAUCGACAGCAUGAGCACCCAGAACCAGGACAAGAUGAAGCUGAUCGUGACUGAGAUGGCUGACAGCAUUGUGUACGCGGAGGCAAAGGCGAAGGCCGUCGAAGCAGCCAAGGCAAAGGCCAAGGCCACGCCCAACCCGCAGCCGCCACCUCACAAGAAAGCCAAGCAGUCCAAGACCGCAGACGCCGCGAGCAAUGCGUCCAAUCUCAAGCUGAAGGUCGCCUUGAAGAACGGGAAGGAGCUAGACGUUGUGUGGAUCGACGACGUGCAGGUGAUGUACGUCGAGGCUCGGAGCAACUACGAGGACCAGAUCUACUCCACGAGCUUGUUGUUCUGUUGGAACACCAACAUCAGCAUAAGCGGGAUGACCUUUACCGCCUGGUCAGUGCUGCGGCCGAAGUUGGCAGGCGCAAUUACUUCUGCAAAUGUCUCCGGGAUCAAACAGUCCGAUUCCGCCGCUACUCGAGGAGCCGGGGCCGCGUCGGCGUCGGCAGACGCAUCUUCUUCAGAGUCGUCAGCGGGACUGUCAGCUGUUGGUGCAGCGCUGCUCCAGGUCCUGGGCAAGGUUACUGGGAAAGAUGAGGUGACAUCUCGUCGGAAGCUUUCGGGCCAUACUUCGUCCAUCCCUGUGACAGAGGAAGACAUCACCUCCAGCGUGGCCAUGCUCAAAGAUCCCAUCACAGCGUUCAUGCAGGAGAACCCGCCCUCUAUGAGGAUCAAGUUCCAUCCGUCUUUGACCCCGGCGAGUGUGAAGGUCGAGAUGGCCGCCCAGGAGUUCAAGGACAAGAGCCUCAGCGAGCCGAAGACCCACCCAUCCAUCAGCGACUUGAUGAAGAUCAUCGCGGCUGCGCUACCCUUCAGGCUCGAGUGGAUGGACCUCGCAGCCGACAUCACGGAGUUCACAGUGCAGCAGGGCGGUUUCCCAGGAGCGGCGGUGUCCGACCUCUUCGCAGACACACAAAGCACCACCGUCUUCGCGCUCCUCCGAGGUAAGUACGCCAUGAGCAUGCUACAUCAGUUGGUCGCUAAGGAUGAACAGUUCGGACAGUCCAGCCAGAACCCUGCGUCCAAGCACUUGUUUGAUAUCGUGAUGGCCGUGCCGCCGCUGGACUCGAAUCUGUUCCAUAUGUUGGGCGUCUGGGACAUGAACCUGAAAGCCAAGUCGAUCGACUACUGGGUGCAGGCAUGGGCAUCAUUAUUUGACGAGAUUGUGAAAAUUGAGAACGCCAGUCCACGCGAUGCUCUUUGGCUUACCGUGGAGAAGCGUGCCAAGGGGGCCUUCAAAAGGAAGCUCUUCCCCUCCGGCUCACAUGAUUCCCAGCCGACGUCGGAGUCGCAACCUUCUCAAUGGCCAGCUCAAGCUCCGCAAGCCGACGGUGCGCAGACCGCGCCGGAACCAGAGUCGAAGCCUGAGACGCAGGAGGAUAACAAGCCUGAGACGAAGGAGAAGAAGACCACCACCGUCGAUUCCAUCGUGGGCUUCGACACUGUUAACACGUACAUUGGCACCAACGUACUCGACGCAAUGGAGCUGGAACGGGACACCGACUCACCAGUGAUCAUGAUCCCGAAAAGCCAUUUCCAAGCUGGCAUGCUCAAAACGCUGUGCAAGGCAAUCGAGUCGCACCUCUUCAUCCGCGAGUUCCAGGUCCAGGCCAGCGCGUUCGACAAGAUCAAGGUGGACAGCAGCAACGGGAGGGUCUACGCCGACGCUAAGCAGGACACGCAGUUCAAGCUGAGCGUCUGCGGCAACGUGACCUGUUUCAGGACCGACGGGUGUUUGCUGCUGGCGAAGCUUCACAUCAUGGACGAG